AUGGAUCUGAGUUCCUUUUAUUGGUAUGGGCUUCUGAAACAGUUAGCUUUGCAACAUGCCAGGAAACCUUGUUCAACAUAUAAAUUAAAGGAGAUCACCGGCAGUGGCAUUUUUGCAGCUGAUGCAGAAAAUGCUGCAGAAGAUUCUGAGGCCAACCCCACUCCUAGUAACAAAACUGGUUUGCGUAUGUACCAGCAAGUGGUUGCUGGAAUCAGUCACAUCUCAUUUGGUGAAGAAGAAACUGUUUCUCCAAAGAAGCCUACCACUUUGCCAGAGGUAGCAAAGCAACGGGAGUUGAGUGGCAAUCUAGAAAGUGAGUCUGAGGCAAAGUUGAAGAAGCGAAUUUCUGACGCCAAGUGUAAGGAGAUUAGUGGGCAUGACAUCUUUGCCCCACCACCUGAAAUUCAACCCCGGCCAUUGGCUCCAAGAGCUUUGGCUUUAAGAGAAAGCAUAAAAAUUGGAGAAUCAGCACAUUCCAGUGGCAAUGACAUGGCUAGUGGGGGGCCUGUGAUCAAGACAGCAAAGAAGAUCCCAAACCAGAAGUUUGCAGAGCUAACUGGAAAUGACAUUUUCAAGGGGGAUGCCAAUCCAACAUCGGCAGAAAGGUCAUUGAGUUCAGCAAAGCUGCGAGAAAUGAGUGGUAAUGACAUUUUUGCAGAUGGGAAGGUAGAACACCGGGACUACUUUGGUGGGGUCCGCAAGCCUCCAGGUGGAAGCAGCAGCAUUGCUUUGGUGUAA
Molecule: messenger RNA, 738 nt
Organism: Thlaspi arvense
Lineage: Eukaryota; Viridiplantae; Streptophyta; Magnoliopsida; Brassicales; Brassicaceae
Source: the annotation of a GenBank genome assembly